AUGUAUGAAUUACGAAUAAAAAUUGGAGAUAUAAUAGUGAAAGUAACCAAAAGGCUUGGUGACAUGUGCAUUGUUUACAAAACUUUAUUACUGAACACAAUGUUGAGCGCUUGUAGAGAUGGUGAUCCCUUUAUCAGGGCCUCAGCUCUAUCGAACUUGGCGGAAAUAGCUCUAGUUCUUCAUUACAGAAUUGGUUCAAUCAUUUUUGAGGUUUUGGUGUGCGUUGGAAGCAUUAUAGAAGCGGACAAGGCCGUUGAGUGUAGAAGAGCUGCUGUUAUGGUCAUUUCGAAUUUGCUUAAGGGCCUUGGCAAAGAGACAUUAGUUCAGUUGAAAGAGAAUCUGCUGCCACUAUACAAAACACUAAACAAACUGUACAAAGACGAAAACGAAGAUCACGUUGUUAGACUUCACGCGCAAAUUGCUCUCGAGGAGCUUAACGACGUUGUCCGUCAAUUUUUGUUCCCUAAAUUGAGCAUGGAGAUGCCCAUCACACUAUCAGAAGGGGCCAAGGAAAUAACUUACAAA
This is a messenger RNA of Iphiclides podalirius (scarce swallowtail), 525 nucleotides long. Lineage: Eukaryota; Metazoa; Arthropoda; Insecta; Lepidoptera; Papilionidae. The record is from the annotation of a GenBank genome assembly.